UUAGUUUCCCUAUUACGUCUGGAUUUUGUUUUUACAUUGUUUUGGUUUCAACCCGUCCAGUUGGUGACGGCAAAAUACACCCAAAAAUGGGUUGUAGUCCGCCAUAAAACCCACAGAAGAAGAAGUCUGUAACGAGCCUCGGGUUUGAUUUGAUGAACACGGAAGUGAUACUGGAAUUCAUGGGAUGGGAAAACAAAUCUUUAAAGCACCGCCUCAACGUGUUAAGACAGUCAUUACCGAUUCGUUUCAACCGUGCACAGUCUUAGUUUACGCGCAUUCUGUUAUCUUGAAUUAACCGUAAUUCUUUCUAGCUCUGCUGUAGACUAGUUGAGCACAAUGAACAACUGUAUCGUUAAUGUGAUAACACUAUGCAUUGUAAUGCAGGUGAAUUGCGCUUUGGAUUUCGACAAAACGCGCACGACAUAUUCUGCGAAGAUCUUUGGGUUCUCAUGGGAGAACUGCGGUAAGCCAGACGACCCAGCGGUUCUGAAGACCCUAGCCCUGUCCCCGGACCCCAUCACAGUUCCAGGGGACCUGACGGCCAGUGCAUCCGGGACCACAACGGUCGAGCUGGCCGCUCCCCUAGCUGUGAACGUGACGCUGGAGAAGGAGGUGGCAGGGUUCUGGGUCAAGGUCCCGUGUCUGGAAGAGAUAGGGAGCUGCCACUACACAGACGGCUGUGACCUGCUCAACCAACUGAUACCGCCCGGAACGGACUGUCCUGAACCUCUACACACCUACGGCAUCCCCUGCCACUGCCCCUUUAAAGCUGGGGUGUACACACUACCAGAGUCAGAUUUCUACCUCCCUGACAUUGACCUUCCCUACUGGCUGACCAACGGACACUACAGAGUACAGGGAGUGCUGGGAGCUGUGGGGAAAGAACUGGGCUGCCUCAAAAUCACCUUCGCUGUCCACUCUAAUAACUAAACGGGAACUUCGGCUUUCAUCUCUUCUCAUCAAACCGUCGAUUGAGAACUGGGCCUGUAUACACAGGAGUGUUGACUUAGGAUCAGUUUGACCUUUACGGUCUGAGGCGCUUUGUGGAUACUGGCCCAAACAAGCAGUAACUGAACUACUACUGUAGUUUAGGACACGAUUCAGUAGACUCACUUUCAGGGAAAACAGUUGAGUGAUUUGCAAGGCUACGUACAGGCUUCGUACAGGCUACGUACAGGCUUCGUACAGGCUUCGUACAGGCUACGUACAGGCUACGUACAGGCUACGUACAGGCUACGUACAGGCUCCCUACUGUACUGCUAUGAACUUGCCAUAACUAGUAUGAUUAUUUGUCAUAAUGUUUUACACUGUCUUUUUUUUUAUUUUUUAUACGGAAUGCUUUUUAUUCGAUUUCUUGUCAAGGGUGAAUGACCGUGGGUAUGCUUCUAUUGCUCAGUUGCUUUUACCCUAGGCAUGGUACUGGUCACAUGACUAGUAGUUUUCUACGGAUCGUAUUGCUACUUCUGUUUGCUAGUGUGACGCUAAUUAUUUUACAACCCAUGGGAAUAUGUUGUUCUUCCUGUUUGAUUGUGCAUUGAUCUGUUUUUUUCUGAAGGUGUUUUAUUGUUGACAUGUUCAAAGUGCCUAAAUAGACCUGCUGGAAUUGGCGUCUACGGAUCCAGUGCGACUUUGUGACGUUUCAAAGGGAAAUGGCAUUAACACAGGCAAUCAAUUCCCUCCCUCGUAUAAUAGCAAUAGGCUAAUCCCAUUCUAUAACCAAUUAAAGUGAUCUAAGAAAUGUAAAUGCACUUCCUAUCUUAAAUAAAAAUUCUAAUGAAAUGGUAAUCAACUAUAUAAGUUUUGCACCUUGAUUAUUUAGAAAUGACGUGCUUACUAUUGUAACAAAUCACCAUUAUGCUGGUCAAUAUUUCACUGUAAUUAUUAUUAUUUUUUAAAUAAAAUAAUAUCCUAUAUGUUGGUAA
Molecule: messenger RNA, 1922 nt
Organism: Coregonus clupeaformis (lake whitefish)
Lineage: Eukaryota; Metazoa; Chordata; Actinopteri; Salmoniformes; Salmonidae
Product: ganglioside GM2 activator-like
Exons: 5
Coding region: 337-930 (197 amino acids)
Biological process (GO): ganglioside catabolic process; lipid transport
Cellular component (GO): cytoplasmic side of plasma membrane
Molecular function (GO): enzyme activator activity; lipid carrier activity
Source: RefSeq, a predicted model, not a curated record